This is a messenger RNA of Mycena indigotica, 2907 nucleotides long. Its product is annotated as DNA mismatch repair protein 2. Gene Ontology annotation, molecular function: ATP-dependent DNA damage sensor activity; ATP binding; mismatched DNA binding. Gene Ontology annotation, cellular component: nucleus; MutSalpha complex. NCBI's taxonomy places the organism in Eukaryota, Fungi, Basidiomycota, Agaricomycetes, Agaricales, Mycenaceae. Bases 1 to 2907 code for a protein of 968 amino acids. The transcript has 20 exons. The record is from RefSeq and is a predicted model, not a curated record. Gene Ontology annotation, biological process: mitotic recombination; mismatch repair.
AUGCCACAAUACGCAAAAGAACGGGACCCAGAGCAGGACUCGACCGAGCAGGAGACUGAUAUUGGGUUUAUCCCCUUUUUCGACCGUUUGCCUAAAAAGUCCCCAGAGACGGGCACACUCCGUCUCUUUCACCGUCCGGUCGACGACUAUUACCAGUGCUACGGCGACGAUGCACUAUAUGUCGCCACAAAUGUAUUUCGCACUCAAUCCGUAAUCAAGUAUCUGGGGCGGGGUGGGAAAGGUGUUGGACUACCCUGCGUUUCUCUAAAAGCGACUGUUGCUCUCACAACAUUGCGAGAAGCUCUCACGAGUAAACAGCUCAGAGUAGAGAUAUGGACGCCCGAGUCUGGCCAAAAGAAACUUGUUAAGUUUCGUUUGGACAAAGAGGCGUCACCAGGAAAUUUGCAGGCCGUCGAGGAACUCCUGUUCGGAGCUGGCUCUGAUCUACUCACGCCACCAGUUGUAAUGGCAAUCAAGUUGGCUACGUCUGCAGCAUCGAAAACGACAGCCCUCGGAGUCGCUUUCGCGGACCCGACCCUUCGUGAACUCGGCGUCGCAGAUUUCGUAGACAACGAUUUGUUUUCAAAUCUUGAGUCCCUCAUCAUACAACUUUCCAUAAAAGAAGCAAUCAUUCCUACUGGGACCAAAACUGGAACAACCGACCGUGACCUCGAACUCAACAAGCUCAAGGCUGUCCUCGACAGAUGUGGUGUCGUCGUGACAGAGAAAAAGCCCAGCGAAUUCAAUCCUAAAAAUAUUGCUGAUGAUCUGCCCAAACUUCUCUCCGUAAAAGCCUUAGAGGCACUGGGCGCUUCCACUUCAGCGGACGUGGCUAUGGUCAUACCCCAACUGGCACUCCCUAAUGCGCCAGCUUCUUUGGCUGCUCUAAUCACUUAUUUGGGCCUUCUGAGUGACCCUUCUAACCAUGGUCGUUGCACUCUUCGCACUCACGACCUUGAUCAAUAUAUGAAACUCGACGCGAGUGCUCUUCGUGCUCUCAAUCUCGUUGAGGCGCCAGGUGUCACGAGAGCCACACGAAACACGACGCUUCUAGGAUUGUUAAACAAGUGCAAAACGGCUCAAGGCACACGGCUUCUGGGCACUUGGCUUAAGCAGCCUCUUACAAACUUGCACGAGAUCCAAAAAAGACAGAACUUGGUGGAAAUAUUCGUGGAAGAUACCAACACAAGGCGAGCAUUGCAGGAUGAGAACAUGAAAGUCUUUCCGGACUUGCGCCGUUUAAGUAAGCGACUACAGAAGGGUAUCGCUACUCUCGAGGAUGUGGUUCGGGUGUACCAGGUGGUCGUUCUUCUUCCUACUCUCAUCGAGACCCUCGAGAACACGAGAGUAGAUGAAGAACAAAAUACUGGACUGAUCGAAGAAAUCUACUUAACCCACUUGCGGAAUUAUAGCGCGAAUCUCUCCAAAUAUGCCGAAAUGGUGGAACACACCGUGGAUUUGGAAGCCACUGAUCAGCACAACUAUAUCAUCAAACCAGAAUACAAACCGAGUUUGUUGGAGCUUGCCGAUUCAGUAAGAGAAGCACGUGAUGGGUUGGAUGGGGUGCACAAAAAGGAAGCCCGCGAAUUAGAUCUUGACAUGGACAAAAAGUUGCACCUCGAACACAACCCGACAUACGGGUAUUGUUUCCGGGUGACGAAACCCGAAUGGAAAAAAAUUGAAGAUAGCAAAGGUUCCGACUACAUCAGCCUAGGGUCAACUAAAAGCGGCUGCUUUUUUACAACGAAGAAGUUGAAGCAGUUUGCGGCUGAUUAUCGCGAUUAUACGGAAAAGUAUGAGAGAGAGCAGCGGAAACUAGUCGAGGAGAUCGUGGAUAUCGCAAAGACUUAUACGACCGUGCUCGAAACGCUCGACAAUGUCAUAGCUCAUUUGGACGUAAUUCUGAGCUUUGCUCAUGUCGCAGUCAACGCGACGGAUGCCUACGUGAAACCGAAGGUUACUCCUCGAGGUACCGGUGAUCUUGUACUUAGAGAUGCUCGUCAUCCUUGUCUGGAAGCGCAAGACGACAUCAACUUCAUCCCAAAUGACGUUGAAAUGGUCAAGAAUAAAAGCGAAUUCCAGAUCAUCACGGGCCCAAACAUGGGCGGGAAAUCCACAUAUAUCAGACAGAUUGGAGUUAUUGCGCUUAUGGCACAAACAGGCUGCUUCGUGCCUUGCUCUGAGGCACGAAUACCUAUCUUUGACUCCGUCUUAUGUCGCGUUGGCGCAGGCGACAGUCAGCUCAAAGGUGUUUCUACAUUCAUGGCCGAGAUGCUAGAAACAGCAUCAAUUCUCAGGUCUGCAACUAAGGAUUCUUUGAUCAUUAUUGAUGAACUUGGACGAGGAACUUCGACAUACGACGGUUUUGGCCUAGCCUGGGCUAUAUCUGAACACAUCGCAUCCGAAAUCCACGCAUUCUGUCUUUUUGCCACACAUUUUCACGAGUUGACUGCGCUCGACCAACAAAUCCCGCAUGUGAAGAAUCUCCAUGUUGUGGCUCAUGUCGACGAUAUCGAAGCCGGCGAACAAAACAUCAUUCUGCUUUACAAAGUCGAACCUGGCAUCUCCGACCAAAGCUUUGGAAUUCACGUCGCAAAGCUGGCAAACUUCCCAGAGAAUGUAAUCAAGCUCGCUCGUCAAAAAGCUGAUCAACUGGAAGACUUCGGAGGAGAAAAGCACCACGAUACUGGCUUCUCGCAAGAUGUUACGGAGGAAGGGAUCCAAAUACUAGAGGACUUGUUCACCGCCUGGUCGGCAGACAGCUCAGACACUGAUGGGGAUGAUAUUCUUAUGGGGGAUGACUCCCCAGAGGCACAGCUGGAACAACUAAAACGCCACAUCACCAAGUUUCAGCCCAAAAUUGAGGCCAAUCCUUGGUUGUCCGCUGUUCUGGAGUCCUUGUUAUAA